Molecule: messenger RNA, 2091 nt
Organism: Zychaea mexicana
Lineage: Eukaryota; Fungi; Mucoromycota; Mucoromycetes; Mucorales; Lichtheimiaceae
Exons: 1
Coding region: 1-2091 (696 amino acids)
Source: RefSeq, a predicted model, not a curated record
AUGGCAGAGCUCGUACUUGGGCCCCACAACGGGCUUACGAUCAACGGAACACGUCCCCGACGGCCUAAAACUCGUAAAAAAGAUAUCAACAAACCGAAACGCUCGACCGACCUCAAUGACAGGACCAAUGACAAUACCGAUUCGGAACUCACGUCAACAGCAAGCAGUGUAACCCCCGCAAUGGCGACUGCGACGUUGACGACGACAACAUUGCAGCCUACCCACAUUAUGGAUCUGGACCAAAGCAGCAGUCAACAAUGGAGGGUCGAAGCCUUACCCGACAACAAUUACCGCAUCACAAUCCACAGUGUUUCUGAUGUCACUGACUUUCUACGAGCUCUGAGUUUGUCGACGUUUAGAAGCAAUACCACCUUAUUGUCCACGGCAAGAGAACGCAACACUCGAGUCGUUGUCCCACUUCCUUAUAUUAAUUAUCAUAGUGAACUCUACGCCAAAACGAUCGCCCGGCCCAUGACGGGGUGCAGCGUUUCCGACCUGCCGACGAUCGUCAGCGACUGUGUGUUCUAUUUCAUGGAAUGCAUGAACCACUAUUACCCCAUCCGACCCAAAUCCUUGCUCAUCCCUUGGUAUAUGGCACUUGGCCCCGAUGAUCUUUGCUCAAAUCCACUUGCCCUGGCCAUUGGAGUCUACUGGUGCAGACACGUGCUCAUUCAUCACCCACCGACCAGGACCGUCAAAGACAGUCGUAUCCUGGAUGCGAUCCAACACCAAUUAUCCAAAAUGGCGCGCGACGUGCUAGGUGAUUGCUUUGACGAACCGCACGUUGACCAUCUCUUUGCGCUUUGCUUGUGCAACAUGACCGCCGCAUUUUCAAUCAAGCAAAAAACCAUUUUCCACACCAUUGCAGUUGGUAUGGCGACCGAGUUAGGCAUCGAACCUCGACAACCAGGGACGCAUCCUCACGAAGACGACGAUCAAACUGAGCUGAAAAACCGGCUGUGGUGGUACCUGUUUCAAAUCGACCAUUUUUUGCACGAAUCAGGCGCUAUACCGAGCUCGUUAUUGCGUCCUAACUCAGACGACCAUGAUGCGCUAGGUCGUUUGGUGAGACCGAUGCCCUGCUCGCUCGAUGACCCCUCUGAAGCUACAGGUGCAAGUGAAUGGGGUCAUGUUUUGGAGCUGUGGAUUACACGGCGUAAGCUUGUCAAGGAGAUCCAGCUUUCGUUGCAGGACGACGAGGCCAUGAUGGAUAAAGUCAACGCAAAGAUACAAGAAUGGAGCGUUCGCGUACCUCCAAUGCCUCCCACGAUGCUUGAAGCCCAUAUGACCAUCAACAUGGAGAAAUGCACCAACCAUGGCCUCUUGUUACAUCAUUUUUGCCCACCAGUGCCGGACCAGCAGCGGCGUCGUAAUAGCAGUGACAGUAACACUAGCCGCCCGUUAACAAGCUUGCAGCGACGCGCGAUUUUGCACAUGGUCGAGUGCUUCACUUACAUGAUUUGCUUUAGACGCAUGGUGAUGGAAUUCAAGCCAUGUCAAACGUUUCCUGGAGACUUGAAGCGCUCAAUUGAAGUGUUGGUGCUAUGUUUCAAAUACAAGGAUAUGUGGAUUCGUGACCGCGCAAAGUUCGGAUUGCUCCAAGCGCGUGAUGUACUCGCAAAUAUGGCCGAGAUACACUGGCAUGAUCCUAUAUGCGAUGACAUGGUCAGAGAUGUUGAGUCAGUUCUGUCUGAACAGUCUUGUCUGAAAGAAGAAAACGACAUUGAUUAUUAUGUUGAUGAUGAUGAUGAUGAUCACAAAGGAAAGCAAAUGCUUGGAAGAAGUCGUCGUCGUCGUCGUCGUCGCCAGAGCGAUGAUAUUUGCAGCAUGAAGUCCGAAAAGGAUGACGAUGAUGAUUUGCGGGCACGAAGCAUCAAGAUGGAGAACAAUAUGUAUUCAGGCGUCAUGAUGUUUGAUCGGGAUCUGCAGCCACGAGCACGCUAUUACAAGCCAGCAAGAACAUCAGAACCAUUGGAUGGCCUAACGAUCUUUGAAAAUGUCACUCAGUAUGCUCUUUCCUCCUCCUCCUGCUCCUCGUCAUCAUUAUCACCUUCAUCGUCUCCAACAAACAAAAACCAUCCUUCCUCUUGA